AUCCCUACUUAGUACUGAUACAAAGUUCUAUUUGGAGUUCUUGAACAUUAGCUAUUUCCUUAAUUCAUUUAGAGUCACAUUUCAACCCCCUCUAAAUCAAUUUCCAAUGGAGAGAAACCCAUUAUCUGUGCCUCAGAUACAACCUCCCACUUAUGGAAACCUAAUUACCAUCCUUAGCAUUGAUGGAGGAGGAAUAAGAGGGAUUAUUCCGGCCACCAUUCUUGAGUUCCUUGAGUCCCAGCUUCAGGAAUUGGAUGGUGAAGAAGCUAGACUUGCAGACUACUUUGACGUGAUUGCAGGGACAAGUACAGGUGGUCUUGUGACAGCCAUGUUAACAGCUCCAGAUGAGAACAAUCGUCCUUUGUUUGCUGCCAAAGAUAUCAAGCCCUUUUACCUUGAGAAUUGCCCCAAGAUUUUUCCGCAGGAAAGGGGCCCGUUUAGUGCGAUUGCAAACCUGUUUAAAACAAUAACAGGACCCAAAUAUGACGGGAAGUAUCUUCAUAAGAUCAUAAAGGAGAAGCUGGGAACAAGGAGGUUGAGCCAGACCCUAACCUCCGUAGUCAUUCCCACCUUUGAUAUCAGGCAACUCCAGCCCACCAUCUUCUCCAGCUAUGAGGUUAGAAAUGAUCCAACAAUGAAUGCUCAACUUUCAGACAUAUGUAUUAGCACCUCUGCAGCCCCAACAUACCUUCCAACCUAUUACUUCAAGGACGAAGAUAAAGAAGGGAAUAUAAGGGAAUUCAACCUUACUGAUGGUGGUGUAGCCGCUAAUAAUCCGACCUUGCUCGCAAUUAGUGAAAUCACUAAGCAGGCCUUCAAAAAAAAUCAAGAUUUCUUCCCUAUCAAACCAAUGGACUAUGGUCGAUUUCUAGUCAUCUCAAUAGGAACUGGGGCAGCAAAGAUAGAGCAAAAAUACACAGCUCAUAAGGCAGCCAAGUGGGGUGCUAUCGAUUGGAUACAUAAUGAAGGCUCAACUCCAUUAGUAUCUGUGUUUACCCAAGCAAGUGCAGACAUGGUUGAUCUCCAUCUUGGUGUGGUCUUCCAAGCAUUGCACUCUGAAGAUAAUUACCUACGAAUUCAGGAUGAUACAUUAACUGGUACUGUAUCUUCAGUUGAUAUUGCUACCAAAGAGAACUUGGAUAAUCUUGUGAAGGUCGGUGAAGAGUUACUGAAGAAGCCACUUUCAAGGGUGAAUCCAGAGACUGGUCUCACUGAACCAGUUAAAAGUGGUGGCACCAAUGCUGAGGCUCUUAAGAAGUUUGCGAAAUUACUUUCAGAAGAAAGGAAACUUCGUGAUCAAAGAUCACCCCAAAACAAAGUUGUUAAGUAUUGAUGUGAAGCAAGUUAUUUAUGAUAUCAUCAUUGCAAUAAAUUAUGAUGCUAAGUGGCUAUCCAGAUGAGGAUCCUUAGUUAUGGCUUGGGUUGUUGUUGUAUUAAUUCAUUAUAGUUUUGUGAUAUAUUCUUAGUUCUUUUAUGUAUUGGAAAUAAUGUAAAGGUUGAGUUGUACCGCAGUAAUUCUUUCUCUGUCAAUA
This is a messenger RNA of Macadamia integrifolia, 1532 nucleotides long. RefSeq names its product patatin-like protein 2. The record is from RefSeq and is a predicted model, not a curated record. Lineage: Eukaryota; Viridiplantae; Streptophyta; Magnoliopsida; Proteales; Proteaceae. Gene Ontology annotation, molecular function: glycerophospholipase activity; monoacylglycerol lipase activity. The transcript is spliced from 7 exons. Bases 107 to 1333 code for a protein of 408 amino acids. Gene Ontology annotation, biological process: lipid metabolic process.